AUGGUUGAUGUGCACUUGUGGAAAGCGGAAGAAAAUGGGAAAAUUAAGUCAAGUGCGAUUUGGAACGUUAUUCGGGAAAGAGGUCAAAUUGUAAGUUGGGCUUCACUUGUGUGGUCCUUGAAAAUCAUUCCGAGACACCGAUUUAUUCUUUGGUUGGCUUUCUGUGGUAGACUUAGUACCCGUGAUCGUAUCCUUGCUUAUAUGGAUAUUCCGGACGCCAAUUGUGUUCUUUGUAGUGGGUUUGCGGAGUCCAUUGAUCAUCUUUUGGGUAGCUGUUUUUUUGCUAGGUCUAUUUGGAAUCCUUUUACUUUAGCCAUGGGAAUUGUGAGCUUGCCGGGGUCCUGGGAGGAUAUAAAAGUUGCUGCCCAAGUCUUAUCUAAAGGUAGUAAAUUUCAUGUUAAUAUUAUUAAGUGUGGGUUUGCUGUCAUCGUUUAUCAUUUGUGGGCUGAGAGAAAUGCUAGAGUCUUUGGUAGAGUUUGUCGAAAUGUUGAUCAUGUGUGGAGCGACAUUGUAUUUGAUUGUGGUGCGCUAAUUAGAACGUGGAGACGGGUUACUAAAGGCGAGCAGGAAUGGGUCCUUUUUCACGAAUGGAAAGUUAAUUAUGAUGAAGUCACAUCUUUUAAAUGUUUUAAGGCUAGCUAG
Molecule: messenger RNA, 642 nt
Organism: Impatiens glandulifera
Lineage: Eukaryota; Viridiplantae; Streptophyta; Magnoliopsida; Ericales; Balsaminaceae
Exons: 1
Coding region: 1-642 (213 amino acids)
Source: RefSeq, a predicted model, not a curated record